AUGGACCCUCAUAUCCAAAAGGCUCUGAAUGACAAGCUAUACGAUAAGAGAAAAGGAGGCGCGCUCGAGCUCGAAACCCUUGUUCGCGAUUCCCUUGCCCACAGUGACCACGAGAGAAUAGCAAAGAUCGUUCAUCAGCUAUGUCACGAAUAUGCAUACGCUGUGCAUCAACCACACGCUCGUAAUGGAGGUCUUAUCGGGCUGGCUGCGGCCUCGAUCGCGCUCGGAGCAGAGGUGGCACAAUACCUUGAAGAGAUAGUACCCCCAGUCCUGGCUUGCUUUUCCGAUCAAGAUGCCCGGGUGCGUUACUAUGCGUGCGAAGCUAUGUACAACAUUGCGAAAGUUGCUAAAGGAGAGAUCUUGGUCUAUUUCAAUGAGGUGUUUGAUGCUUUAUGCAAGCUUGCCGCAGACUCGGAGCUGUCAGUUAAGAACGGCGCAGAGCUUCUUGACCGUCUGAUAAAAGAUAUCGUCUCUGAAUCUGCCGCGUCAUACGUUUCCAUUCUACAAGAUCCGGAAGAUGUUGGCGACUCCGAAUCUGCCUUGGAAAGAAAAUCUCUUUCCAUAGAAAUGCCCACAGCGUUCUCGCUUUCACGCUUCAUCCCUUUACUUCAAGAGCGCAUAGUGGUCAUAAAUCCAUUCACGAGAACAUUCCUUGUCUCUUGGAUCACCUUGUUAGACUCUAUUCCAGAUUUGGAGCUAGUCUCGUACUUGCCUUCGUUUCUGCAGGGCCUCUUAAAAUUCUUGAGUGAUCCUAAUCAAGAUGUGCAUACGGCGACCCAGGUAGCCCUUGAAAGAUUUCUAGCAGAGAUCAAGAAAAUAGCGCGUAUCAAAAAAGGAAUUGCGGAAAGUAAGAGAAGCCAGGGAGAAGAGGGAAUGCGACGAUCGAAUUCAAGCGCGAAGAGCGACAGGAGUGGGCACAGUCGUCAUAGCUUACGAAGUGACGACGAUAUUGCCCAAGAUGGUCAUCUCGUUGAUGAGGAUGUUGAUGAUGACAGCCACUCUGUGUCUGGUGAAUCAGAAACUGCAACUGCAAACGACGAAAGAUCAGGAGAUGCGGAUGGAGACUGGGUACCAGGUCAGGACGUGCAGGUUGACCACCCAAAGAUCAUCGAUAUCAUGGCAACUUUCCUGAGAGAAUCAUCUGGUAUGAUAUACGAAGAAAUCCAGCUGACCACGCUACGAUGGAUCGACAGUUUCUUCGAGAUAUGUCCCGAGGACAUACUGCCAUUUGUACCUCGUCUGCUCUCACAAGUAUUACCAGCGAUGUCAAGCGAUGUCGAACAAGUUCGUGCAGCUGCACAUAGGGUCAACUCUUCGUUGAUGGGAUACAUCAUGUCUUUGUCUAUCGACGAGAAACGAGGAACAAGUGUCGAGCGCGCGACCACGGGCAGAAAAACUCCUGCUGAUGGUCAACCACCUAGCCCGCCCCAGGAACCCGCUAUACCAGCUCAUCCUGUCUCAGAUCUUGACUACGAAGCAGCAGUCAACUCGCUCACACUCCAGUUCUUGAACGAGCACGAAGCAACUCGCGUUGCGGCCUUACAGUGGCUGAUUAUGUUGCAUCGUAAAGCCCCGCGCAAGAUCCUUGCGAUUGAUGAUGGCACAUUUCCAGCACUACUCAAGACUCUGUCAGAUCCAGCCGAAGCUGUGGUCACUCGAGAUCUGCAGCUCCUAUCUCAGAUCUCCAAAAACAGCGACGAUUCAUAUUUUACAUCGUUCAUGGUGAACUUGUUGAAGCUUUUCUGUACCGAUAGAAGGCUUUUGGAAACACGUGGGAACCUCAUCAUUCGGCAGCUUUGCGUCAGUUUGAGUCCCGAACGGAUAUAUAGGACGCUGGCCGACUGCCUGGAGAAAGACGAAGAUGUCGAGUUCGCUAGUAUUAUGGUGCAAAAUCUGAACAAUAAUUUGAUAACUGCCCCGGAGUUAGCAGAUCUGCGGAAGCGACUACGAAAUCUAGAGACGAAGGAUGGCCAUACCUUUUUUGUGGCACUUUUUCGGUCGUGGUGCCACAAUGCAGUCGCGACAUUCUCACUGUGCCUCCUUGCACAAGCAUAUGAACAAGCGUACAAUUUGCUUCAGAUAUUUGGAGAGCUCGAGAUGACGGUGAACAUGCUCAUUCAGAUUGACAAGCUAGUUCAGCUACUGGAAUCACCAGUAUUUACAUACUUACGAUUGCAGCUUCUGGAACCCGAGAAGUACCCAUAUUUGUACAAAUGUCUCUAUGGCCUCUUGAUGCUGCUGCCGCAGUCAUCUGCGUUUGCAGCGUUGAAGAACCGCUUAAAUAGCGUCAGCGCCAUAGGCUAUUUACACAUUGCUCCACGAAGAUCAUCCCUAACGCCCAGCAGUCAAGCUGGCUCAUCCGCGUCUUCAUUUUCGGACAGGCCGAAUCGACUGAAAGCUCGCGAAGAUGGUGGCAUCAAAUGGAGCGAGCUUCUCGAGAAAUUCAAGGCCGUGCAGGAGAGAGCAAGAAGAGCCCAGCGUCUGGCUAGUCUCGAGGAAGAUGGACUCUCAUCGCCACUUGCCAUGGCUACCUUGCAAGAUCGAAUGAAUCCUCCGGAAGUACCACCCAAAGGGAGUCAUCUGAGGCCUGGAAGUGCAGCUGCGGUUGCUAGGCCACCGCAGAACGUGCCUGCAUCACAGCCAGCAGUACCAGCACGGAACAAGCCGAACUUUGGGAACCUUGGGAGGCUUGCUGGAGGAGUGGCCGGUAGGCGGCAGAAAAAGUAGCAGCUAUUGGACACGAGAUGUGAUGUUUGGCGAUGCAUUCGGUGGGGCGUUCGGUGACUCCUGGGACAACGUUAUGCGAUUAAAUAGCUUCGAAGGCGAGACAAGGCCCUGAGCCUUCGAUAUGCAAUACAAACGACACUUAAUA
Messenger RNA from Pseudovirgaria hyperparasitica, 2872 nucleotides. RefSeq names its product ARM repeat-containing protein. The record is from RefSeq and is a predicted model, not a curated record. NCBI's taxonomy places the organism in Eukaryota, Fungi, Ascomycota, Dothideomycetes, Acrospermales, Acrospermaceae. Bases 1 to 2727 code for a protein of 908 amino acids. Gene Ontology annotation, biological process: phosphatidylinositol biosynthetic process; positive regulation of kinase activity. The transcript is spliced from 11 exons. Gene Ontology annotation, cellular component: fungal-type vacuole membrane; PAS complex; endosome membrane.